Mytilus californianus (California mussel) is the source of this 655-nucleotide messenger RNA. Its product is annotated as cerebellin-4-like. Gene Ontology annotation, molecular function: protein binding. The record is from RefSeq and is a predicted model, not a curated record. NCBI's taxonomy places the organism in Eukaryota, Metazoa, Mollusca, Bivalvia, Mytilida, Mytilidae.
AUGGAUGUGACACACACAUUGAUAUCGAGCUUCGAUUUCAGUUUAUUCCAAGUCAUCCUCUUGACAUGUGUUAUGACACUUAUGGUAACGGGACAUAAGUCCUGCUCCAAAAAUGCUGGUCUAAUGAAGAGUAUCCAAUACCAACUUAAACUCGUUGAAGACAAUGAUGGAAAAUGUGAUUGUACAGAAAGAGGUUCCGAAUCAGGUAAAGUUGCGUUUAUGGCUAAAAAUUCAGCUUCUUUAGAAAAUAUCCCUGCUAAAUCUGAUGUAGUAUAUAAUACCAUUAUAACAAAUUUGGGCAAUGGAUACGAUAAGUUCACCUGGAUAUUUACCGCUCCUUCAAAUGGUGUCUACAUCUUUUCCUGGACCGUCCUUACUCAUACUGGCAAAUACUUCUUCACUUAUCUCACUCUAAACGGAAAACUGAUAGCCAGAAACUACACAGGAGCACGGAGUGUAGCAGAACACAUCUCAUCAAGUCAGAAUGUUGUUCUUGAAAUUAAAAAGGACGAUAAAGUAUUCGUUAAGGUCCAAGAUGGAUAUACUGGACAGUUCAUGUUUGGUGAUAGCUGGUCAAGUUUCAGCGGUUAUAAACUAUAAAAGCUAUAUAACAUAAAAACAAAAUUGUCAGAUGUUUAUUAAAAAUCUUUUGAUU